AUAAAUACCACAAAGAGGAACUUCAGCAGUUCUUAAUGCACAAUACAGCAGUCUCCUUCUGAGAGUCAGGACUAGAGAGAGAAUUUGCUGAAGAGAAGGAAAAACAAACAAACAAACAAACAACCCAAACCAGCCCCAAAAAAACUGUGCGUGAAGGGGGAGGAAAAGCAGGGCCUUUUAAAAAGGGAAUCACAACAACUUUUGCUGCCAGGAUGCCUUUGCUUUGGAAGAGAGGAUUUUUGUUGGUGCUUUGCUGGAUUAUAGUGAGGAGUUCCCCAACCCCAGGAUCCGAGGGGCACAGUUCAGUCACUGACUGUCCAUCAUGUGCCCUCGCCACGCUCUCAAAGGAUGUGCCCAGCUCACAGCCUGAGAUGGUGGAAGCAGUAAAGAAGCACAUACUGAACAUGUUGCACUUGAGGGACAGACCUAAUAUCACCCAGCCGGUGCCCAAGGCAGCACUUUUAAACGCCAUCAAAAAACUCCAUGUGGGAAAGGUGGGAGAGGAUGGUUAUGUGGAAAUAGAGGAUGACGUUGGAAGAAGAGCUGAAAUGAAUGAAGUUGUGGAGCAAACCUCAGAAAUCAUCACCUUUGCGGAAUCAGGCUCAGCCAAGAAAAUGUUGCACUUUGAGAUUUCCAAGGAAGGCAGUGAAUUAUCGGUGGUGGAACAUGCUGAAGUGUGGCUCUUCCUGAAGGUGUCCAAGGCCAACCGAAGCAGGACAAAAGUCACCAUCCGCCUGUUUCAACAGCAGCGGCAGCCAAAAGGGAACCCUGAGGAAGCAGAAGAUAUGGAGGACGGGGGGCUGAAAGGUGAAAAGAGUGAGAUUUUGAUUUCGGAGAAGGCAGUGGACACCCGUAAGAGCACUUGGCACAUUUUCCCUGUCUCCAGCAGCGUCCAGAGACUCCUGGACCAAGGCAAGAACUCUUUGGAUGUGCGGAUUGCCUGUGACCUGUGCCAAGAGACUGGAGCCAGCCUGGUGCUAUUGGGCAAGAAGAAGAAAAAGGAAGAUGAUGGGGAAGGGAAAGAAAAGGAAGCUGGAGAAUUCACAGGGGAAGAGGAGAAGGAGCAAUCACAUCGUCCCUUCUUGAUGAUGCUUGCCCGGCACUCAGAGGACCGCCAGCACAGGAGGCGGAGACGAGGCCUGGAGUGUGAUGGCAAAGUCAACAUCUGCUGCAAGAAGCAGUUCUUUGUCAGCUUCAAAGACAUAGGAUGGAGUGACUGGAUCAUUGCACCUACAGGUUAUCACGCCAACUACUGUGAAGGGGAUUGCCCCAGCCAUAUAGCAGGCACAUCUGGUUCAUCAUUAUCUUUCCACUCCACUGUCAUCAACCAUUACCGCAUGCGGGGCCACAGCCCCUUUGCCAACCUCAAGUCAUGUUGUGUGCCCACCAAGCUGCGGCCCAUGUCCAUGCUCUACUACGACGAUGGUCAGAACAUCAUUAAGAAAGACAUACAGAAUAUGAUCGUGGAGGAGUGUGGCUGCUCAUAGAUACACAUGUGUGCAAGACCCUUCUCAUUAAGUUGAGAAGAAAAUGUAUCAAAAGCCCAAGAAGAGGAAAGACAUGGUAAAAAAAACCCCUUUUCGAAUGAAACUGUAAUCGGAAAUAAAAGCAAAAACAGAGAGUGAAAAGAAAAAAGACUUGUGGAGGAUCAGAAGAGACUUCAGCUAUAAAAAGGAAGAAAGCUUCAUGAACCUGGGCUUGAAUGAGAUAACGUCUGAAUGGCGGUAUGGGUUGGGGGUUUCCCCUUCCUUUCAGUAUGCUCCUUAUCUUAUUACAUAGUGUACUAAACAUUAGUUAUUACUAAGGGAGUUGUGUUCCCUCCCUUAGUUACCCAUCAGUUCAAGCCGUGGUAGCAGCUCAUCUAACCUGCAGCAAUUUGGACUAAGUCCAAUUAAAUUCCUUGAAAAGCCAUGUGUAUGAACACUACAUUCACUGGCACUUUCCCCCAAAAUUUACCGAGGAACUGAGUAGGUGUGUAGUGUUUGUCUGUAUAUACAUAUGGCUAUGUAUUUAUAUACAUAUCUCUAUACAUACAGACACUAUACACACUCAUAUACUUAACAUUGGUAAAGGGACAAUAUUGUGCAGGUGUACACACCUUCAUCUUCUGCACUACAUUUAUAACAAAGAAAAAAAAAGAAAGAAAAAAGGAAAAAAAGAAAAAUGGAAGAAAAAACAGAAUAAAAAAAAGAACGAAUGAAAGAAUUGAAGUUACAUUUUGUAAAGGUGCUUACAACAUUAGAACUAUGCAACCUAGUUGGUUUGAAACUGUUUACCUGCGGGAGAGAGAAAAAAAACAAACAACAACAACAAAAAAACAGACAAAAAAACAAACCAGAGAGACUUUUUUUUUUAAUGGAAGUAACUUGUUUUAAAAAACAAAAAUUCUUCAGUGAGAGAUACUUGAAAGGAACAUGUUUGUCCAGUUACUGGAGCCAAACAUUUCUAUAUUUUGUAAAAAAAAGAAAUUUUUAAUCGUUUACUAUUUGCACUACAAUGGUGUCUGACCUGUCUAAUCCUUAUUUAACAAAUAUUUGCAAGGGAGGGUGGUUGGGUGUGGGAGGGGUUGAGAGCUGCACUUAUUGUGAGCUAUACAAGAACUGCUACAGCACACAAAAUAGCUAUUUUUAUUAUUAUAAUAAUUAUUAUUAUUUUGUACCUUAAAAUGAAUAGACACAUACACCAAAGACAUUUGUGCAAGCCUCUAAAAAGUCUCUUUGUGGUUGGUACCAUUCACCCGUAACAAGUUAGGGUUUGAAUUAAGGGUCAGUGGGUUGAUUACAUUCAGGCUAGAAUAUCUGUUAACCAUUUAUAUUCAAAUAGUACCCUCAACAGAAAAUUGCCAUUUGAAGUAAGCCCAGAAAAGCCCUGGGAUUUGGAUCCAAGGUGCUUGGAUCCGAGGCCCAUCUAAGCAUUAUUGUACUCUUCUUGCAUGUACAACACUAAGACUUGUCCCUGAUGCACAGCAACUGUGCACUGCUGGGAAACAAUUUUAUACAAGGGAUAUACAUAUAUAUAUGUAUAUAUUUCUGUAUGUAUAUAUGUAUGUAUACACAAAGUAUAAGCACUUCUGGCUUCACUUUAAUGUUCUUAAAACAAUGAAUGUUUGUGUGCAAAGCACAGUAUGUUUAACAGAUUGUUUGUUACAACCAAAUGGGAGGCUACAUGUUCAAAAUGGCAUUCGUGUGAGAGAAACCUCAAGUGCUGGUGUACACUUAGAAAAGUCUUUAUGUGAAAUUACAAGCAGCUUUGGGCCCUGCCCACCAUCGCCCCUGCAAAUAUACAGAGAAUGGCAGUUGUGGUAGGAUUGCUGUUUGAAAUGCAGUCUUCUGUGAAAGACUGGCUGGCUCAACCACCACCCUCUAACAUGACAAUUCUUAAUGGGUUUGUGCGUUGCCUGCAAGACCUAAUUUUCAGUGUCAACACCUAACCUGAAGGGUCCAACCCAUAGGGCAUAGGUAGAUAGGUUUUUUUUUUUUGUUAAAAGAAAUUCUAUCGUUGUCAUAUUUAAAAGAAUGUUAAAGUUACAUUUGUCUUUGGGUAGGGGGAGAUCAUAAGAGGGAAUGGGAGAAACCAUUAGGCCCUGUUUACACUGAGUUUGAUAACCCUGAGCCUGAAGUUUCAGACUCUCACAGAUUUGCAGGACCAAGCCCCUGUUAGCUGCCUUCUGACAGGUCAGGCUUCAAAAUGCCUCUCAUGGAAAGAAGCACUAACACAGCUCCCCACCUUGUUGAGAAAACGGUCUGUAAAAAAGAUAAAAAAAAUACAAAUAAAAGAAAAAAAAAAGACAAAGAAAAAAAAGAUAGCACAAUUUAACCCAGUCACAUUGGCUAGGGAUAGUGUGUUAGCACCUUCAUGGCGAGAACCAUGUUUAACAGUGUAAUCAGGGCCUUCAUUUUUUGUCAGCCAAAACUGUUUGUGUGUGCAUGUGUGCGUGAGUGUACUCUGUGUGUGCAUAUGUGUGUGUGCAUGGGCCCAUGUCCAUAUUUGUAUGUAUUGAUAGAGAUUUAAAAACAAAACAAAAAAAAAAAAGAAAAAAAGAGGAAAAAAGAAAAGGAAAAAAAAAGCCCUUUCCUCUGUUGAAUAGAUAUCAACAUACCUGCUUAUAGCUAAGUUUUCUAUCUAAUUUAUUCCACAGUAUUUAGUUUGCAUAGUACAGCUAAUGGGUUAUACAUUUAUGUACUUUUUAUACAAUGCAUUUUUUUUUACAGACUUGUUUGCAAUUUGCAAAAAAAAAAACAAAAAACAAAAAACAAAACCCACAUUAAAAAAUGGUAAGAAUUGGGUAAACACUAAAUUUGUCACUAAAAGUAUUCUGUAAAAUAUCAAGGCUUUCUGAUUUAAAUUAUUUACAGAAGUUUGCUCGGGUUUUUUUGUGCUUUCUUCCUGGGGAAAGGGAGGGAUACCAAAUGCUGGUAGGAAAAUUAAAAAAUAGCAAAAAAAGACAAAAAAAGAUGCACAACUAAUUUAUCUUUAUAACUUAAACCGAGUUCCUGACCCUGCUUCAUUUGAAGCAAGUGGCAGAAUUGCUGUUGAUUUUUCUAGCAGUAGAGCCGGGCUCUAGAACAGCAGGAGCAGGGACAGUCUGUGACAGUUGUUGAGGAGAGUACCUUUUAUUUCACUUUAGGGCUUUAGAGUUGGCCUUAAUAUUGGAUGCAUAUUGUCCCAGAACCCUUACUCAUGUCAACUUUUUGAUGUCUACUGGUCUCCUUACAAGAGUAGUAAAACUACUUACAUGAGUAAAGGCAACCCAGGGUGAAUCACAGGUUCUUUUUGCUGUGGGCAGUGUGAAGGAGAGAAAGGAUUUUGAAUGAAUGGCACCAUAUCCAACAUUGUUUAAUUCAAUUAUUUAAACCAGGCUGCUUGCAUGAUGGAUGAUCUCUGACCAUAGUGGCAAGGGGGACAGGUGAGAUGGCUUACAAUGGUAAAAACCUGUUCUCAAGUGUGAUUGGUUAGAGAACGUUAGAGACCUGAAAUCCCAGCACCUACCCCUAAAACAACAAUGGCAAAACUCCCAUUGGCUGCAAUCGGAGGAAGUUUAAGCUCCCGAUUUCCCUGGCCAAAGCAUCAUACUUUUUUUCUUUAAAAAGAAAUGCGAUCCUGAGUUUGAUAGCAGGUUUUAUGUGGUGAAUGGGGAAAACAUGAAACUAGUCUGAGACAACUUCUAAGUGAAGAAAGAAAGUAAGACUUCAGAUAUGGUGAGCAUGUUUCAUACUAGAUACACCAAAACCAGAAAAAUCAAGAAGUAACUGUUCCUAAACCCUGCUUUUUAGCUUUCAUUUGUGUAUGCGUACUAGUCACAAAUUUUAAAGGUUUCUCCCUCCAAUCUCUAGAUUCAGUCAUGGGGUUUUGAUUUGUGGUCAGAGUUAUUUAAAGAAGGGGGAAAUGAAAAACUAUAUGAUAAAAUAAAAUAAGAAAUCGGGAUGUUAAUCAAGACUGACUGAUUCCAGCAAAACACCCCAUCCCUGAUAAUUUGAUUUAAUUAAAUCUGCAUGUAUCUAAAAUAGCAUAAGAAAUUGUUACCAUAUUUAAACAGUUGUUCAAGGGCAUGCAGUCUCAAAAAUUACUUCUCCUUUCAGGUAUGACGAUACCAAAAAAACUAAAAAUAAAAGAGGCUUUUAACUACUAACACAUUCCUUUCCAUAUAACCUACUUCCUGUUUAUAUUGGAAAUGCAUUUUCAGUAUAUGUUUAAUCACAGAAAUGUUAUUUGUUUAGUACCUCCACAAUCUUCCUGCUUCACAAUUGACCACAUUUGGUUCUUCCCCCCCCUCCAUGUCAGAUGCACACUGGAUACAAGACCUAGGAAACUGGCAAAAGUGCAUGUUAAGACGUUUUUUUGGGAGGGCUGAAUGUAUUUGUAUUCUUGGGGUUUAGCAAAAGGAAAUGCUUACAGAUGCUUAUAAUUAUUCUGCACUCAUAUGUCACAGCAGAAUACUGAUCUAGGGCCCCAAACUGUAGAACUAAAUGAAAUGGGAGUUUUGUCAUUGACUUUAAUAGAAACACUCACCAAAUCAUUGCAAAGUAAGACCGUGUUAUAUAUACCUCCUUUUUUUCACAUUUAGUUGAGAUUUAAGCCAUCAAGUUCAUUUAACUACGGCACCACAAGGCCAUGUAGAGGCCAACAGCAAUUUCUCUGAGGUAGAGAAGUUCAGGCAUCUGAAAUGUCUAUGUGCAAAAUGAAAACUUUUACGGACUGUAGUUACUCGUGUGGAAUAGUGCCUUACUCUGCAAGCAAUGCUGUUGAUUUCAGAGGGUCUCCUUUCCUAGAAAGUUACCAGUCAGCAUCAAUAAAGUGAGCAAAAUCUAUUUCUGAAAUGUAGGUAGAAGAGAUGUGAUGGAAAUGAUUAAGUUCUUUAAGUUAAACCUCAUGUCAAUAGUGUGCAUCAGUAUAAGAAUCAGAUGCUAAUCACUUUCCUUACACUGAAAAAAGCUUUACUCCCCAUCUGCUCUCACUGCAUGACAUGUGGAGUAAAAGGGUUUUCAGUGAGAGUAAAUAAAAUUGCAAUUUGACCUUUUGUGAACAACUAUAAGCAACGUUUUCAUGGGCAGAAACAAACAGCACUUCUGGGUUAUAUAGCUAUUUAUUUUUUGAGAUAUAGUGAAUCUGUGUUAAUUCUCAAUGGGUUUCUUUGUAUUUAAAUACUUUCAAAAACAAUACAUUGACGAUGGGUUGAAGAUAUAUAUAUGUAUGUAUAUAUACAUAUUAUAUAUAUAUCUACAGUAUAUAUAUACAUACACAACUAUAUAUAUGUAUAUACAUAUAUAUAAAUUAUGAAAGCCAAGAUAUUAUGAAGCCUAUUUUGUUUUUAUCAUUUUGUGUUUUGUUGUUGAUAUUAUUAUUAUUAUUGUUAUUAUUAUUAUUUUGCAUACUACAUGCAGUGCUUUAACCAAUGUCUGUUCGGCUAAUGUAAUUAAAGUUGUUAAUUUAUAUGAGUACAUUUCAACUAUGUCAAUGGUUUCUUAAUAUUUAUUGUGUAGAAGGACUGGUAUUUUUUUUAUUUACAUUAUGUUUAAAGAGGUAACAGUUUGAUAUGUUCUCAUUUGUUUAUAUUAGAAGUUAUUUAUUUUCACGGCAUUCCGUCUGGUAUUUUGAUAUUUGGAAGGCAUGCUACCUAUACUUUGUACAGUUAGUGGGCAGUAUUCAGUAGCUCCCGGAAGAUUUUUAGGCCCUAUGUUAAAUAAAAGACCUGUUUGGGAUCUUUAUUUUAGAUCUUUCCUAUUGGUUUGCCAGGACCACUCAGUGCACUUAUUGCCAGCCACUCUGCCUGCGUGACCAAUUUAUUCCUACUGUAUUUACCCAGGACAGAUGACCAAAAUCACCUCUGGUGUAAGUCCAGUGACUUCAGUGAAGUUAUACCAGAGAUGUAUUUGGCUCACAGAGAAAAUGCUUGUGCAAAUCAAUGCAAAGAAAAGGCAGAAAGAAAGAGAGAGAGAAAGAAAGAAAGAGUCUUUGCAUUUGGAAAGUUAAAAAUGUUUGGGUCAGCUACUAUUUUAUUUUACUUUGUUCUUUUUAUUAUUUUGCUCUUUCUUAUACAACAGCAGCAACAACACAAGUGAAAUAAAUAAAGGGAGUUUCACCAA
Neopsephotus bourkii (Bourke's parrot) is the source of this 7583-nucleotide messenger RNA. RefSeq names its product inhibin subunit beta A (gene INHBA). Gene Ontology annotation, cellular component: extracellular region. NCBI's taxonomy places the organism in Eukaryota, Metazoa, Chordata, Aves, Psittaciformes, Psittacidae. Gene Ontology annotation, biological process: SMAD protein signal transduction; BMP signaling pathway. The transcript is spliced from 3 exons. The coding region runs from base 213 to 1487 and encodes 424 amino acids. The record is from RefSeq and is a predicted model, not a curated record. Gene Ontology annotation, molecular function: growth factor activity; hormone activity; cytokine activity.